CCCCGUCUUUGUAAUUAAUUGACACGUUAUACCACUCAUCAUGUAUUGAAGCACCAAUGGUAAAGGCUCGGAUCUCCCCCAAAACCCACAAUUUCACAUCUGCAAACACAGUCUUCAUCCACUUGACUCCCAGGACCCGCCCACACGUGGCCAAGCUUAGCCAUUUCUAAUGUGAUUUCUGUCUCUCCCUCUGCUCCCUGCAGGUUCUUGUGCGCACAGCAACCUUAUAUGGACUCAGCUCUCCAGUAAUGGCUUAUUUUUUUUCUGGGAGCAGGAGAGAGAUGUGGGUGCUUUAGCCAGACCCUCAGCUAAACCUGACAUUGGCAUUUUCCCUGGAGUUACAAACUAUAGGAGUUCACUCAACUGCGCUUGAUUCACACAACAUCUCAGCCCUACAGACUUUACUUGUUGGGAGUCUCUCCCUCUCUUGUGUGUGUGUGUGUUUUUUUUUCUCUUCCUCCCAUUGGAAAGAGGAUUGGCACACUGGUGUCUCCACUUAGCUGCAGAAUAUGUCUUUAACCAACACAAAGACUGGCUUCUCUGUAAAGGACAUUCUAGAUCUGCCUGAUACCAAUGAUGAAGAUGGAUCCACUGCAGAAGGAGCAGAUGAAGACACAGACAGUUCUGAACCCACUAAAAAGCCAAGAGGAUUGGGGCAAAGCCCCCUGGAAACAGUACAGAGUCUGCCCUUAAAAAGCCCCUUCUAUGACAGCAGUGACAACCCUUAUACACGAUGGCUGGCCACUACUGAGAGCAUCCAGUACUCCUUGCACGGAUUUGCGUCCAGCAAUUCGCAGCAAGAUUCAUCACCCAAGUCACCAGAACCCUCAGCUGAUGAGUCUCCAGACAACGACAAGGACCAAUCCAGCAACCCAGACUCAGGCAAGAAGAGAAAGCGACGGGUGCUGUUCUCCAAGGCACAGACUUAUGAACUGGAGAGGAGAUUUAGGCAACAGAGGUACCUGUCCGCCCCAGAGAGAGAACACCUGGCCAGUCUCAUCCGCCUCACCCCCACCCAGGUGAAGAUCUGGUUCCAGAACCACAGGUACAAGAUGAAGAGGGCCCGGGCAGAAAAAGGUAUGGAAGUGACUCCUCUUCCCUCCCCUAGGCGGGUGGCAGUGCCAGUCCUGGUAAGGGAUGGUAAACCCUGCCACACUCUGAAAGCUCAGGACUUAGCAGCCACAUUCCCAGGUGGCAUCCCUUUCUCUGCCUAUAGCGCCCAGUCAUUACAGCACAUGCAAUAUAAUGCCCAGUACUCUUCUGCCACUAACGCCCAGUACCCUACAGCACAUCACUUGGUGCAAGCCCAACAGUGGACUUGGUGAACUUUACUUAUGGACUGGUCUGCUCCAAAAAAAAAAAAAAUGAUGGGGGUGUAAAAACUGUUGGGUAAAAAAAAGAGGCAUACUUAUUAUUAUUAUAAUAUUAUUAUUAUGUUUUUGUUUUUUUAUGAAAGGUCAAUUCAUUCUCAAACACCCAGCUUCUGGUAUGUUGUGCUCCUUGUUUACAAAAUUUGCUCAACUACAGCGAAUCUACCUACCUGCUGGGGGGGGGGGGUCCGAAUGCUUAUGUGAUUUUCUUUGUAAAUAAUAUGCUUGUGUGUUGUAGAAGUGCUGUCGAUCGUAUAUAAAGCAAGUGAAAACCACUUUAGAAAUUUUUUUUUCCUUUCAAUAACACAGCCACCACGAGAAAAAAAAAAGUUAUUUAUGGCCAAGUGUAAAAAAAAAAAACUUUAUUUUUGAUGUUUUCAUUUUUCACGUAUAGAAGUGGUUAUUAUUGGCAUCAGGCGCUUUUUUUUGUUAAUGCAAUUAUCACCCAAAAAAACCAUAAAGUAGAUCACGACAUGUCAGUCACCUACAUAGAGAUCUAUCAGCUGUAUAUGAAUCAUUGAUGGAAACAAAAACAAAAAAAAAAAAAUUAAAAGUGCAUCCCAUGGGAGAUUUUGGACUUUUAUAAGAAUUUUAAUAAAACAAUGUGUUU
This is a messenger RNA of Xenopus laevis (African clawed frog), 1980 nucleotides long. RefSeq names its product NK2 homeobox 2 L homeolog (gene nkx2-2.L). The transcript is spliced from 2 exons. Gene Ontology annotation, cellular component: nucleus. The coding region runs from base 510 to 1325 and encodes 271 amino acids. Gene Ontology annotation, molecular function: RNA polymerase II cis-regulatory region sequence-specific DNA binding; DNA binding; DNA-binding transcription factor activity, RNA polymerase II-specific. Gene Ontology annotation, biological process: cell differentiation; regulation of DNA-templated transcription; regulation of transcription by RNA polymerase II. Lineage: Eukaryota; Metazoa; Chordata; Amphibia; Anura; Pipidae. The record is from RefSeq and is a predicted model, not a curated record.